AGCGACAGCACUCUGCUCACGAUUCUUGAAUCUCUCGUCAACCCUUGACUCUUAAAGCUGGCAAUUUGGCAAUGUGAAAUCUUGGUCCCUUGUCUGUCGUUUCAAGCUACUUUGCCAUUCUCUGCCCUCCUCCACUCUCCACCCACCGCCUUCCUUUGCUCUCUGGCCACGUUCUGUCACCAUGGCCACCAACGCCACUCCUCCUGGCGUUAUCGAUCCGACCAAGCCAGGCAAAUACCCUGUCAUUCUCAGUGACGCCCUGAAGGGCAAGUCGUCCAAGGAGAUCCUGACCGCCAUUAGAUACAACCACAGACCCAAUCUCUCCACCGACACUGCGCCGGGCGCCGCCAAAAUAAAACCCGUUCUCUCUUCCUCCACUUCCUCGUCGUCGUCGUCGUCCUCCUCAUCCUCCAGCGCGGCCUCCUACGACCUCACGUAUACGGACGGUGGCGGCAAGUAUGCCUACAACGGUAGUCGAGCAACAAAGGACAAGAAAUAUGUCCUUAUCUUUGAUCCGGAGCGCAAAGCCUUCGUGCUACACCGCGUCGACUCGACCUUUAACAUGAACCUGACACGAACACCUUCGAACAAUAACGCCGAGAACCUGAAGCAGAAAUACCCGCACCUCGAGGGUAGUGCGAAGGCACAGUCAGGUGCAAAGGCAUCGUCGACAAUAGACAACGAGGGCUUCCUCAAGCCUCCUAUUCCGGUGAACAAGUUGAACAAGCCAAAGAACCCAGUCAAGAGCGCGGGCAUGGUACAGAGCAAGAGACCCAGCGCCACAGCAUCAGCACCAGCAACAGCGGCGGCAAAAUCCUCAGGGCCGAAGGCGGAGCCCGCCAAGGAGAAAAAGAAGAAGGAAGACCCAAAACCGAAGGAGACAAAACUGAAAGAGCCAAAAUCAAAGGAGUCAAAAUCGAAAGAGUCAAAAUCCAAGGAGCCGACACCAAGGCGUCCACGCUCUCCCGUCGACUCAGAAGACGACAACUCGGAAGACGAAUCCGGGCUGCUGGUGGAGUGGCCGGAUCCACAGCCCUCGACGGUCAGGCCUGUCCCUGUCGCUGCACCCUCGACCACGAUCCGCCGCUUCUCGGAGUUUAUGGCAAACCAGGCCAAGUCCGGCGACGACUUCGAUGAUGAUCCCGACGCGGAAGGAGAAGAUGAUGACUUGUUGAUCAUUGAGGAUCCUGCGGUUGAGGAUGACCCGCGCCCCACGUUCAAGCUGCCGAGCCCGGUGGGCAGGCAGAAUCCCAUGGCUGAGAGCCCCACGCCGAUGCUUGACGUUGUCGACGAGGACGAGCCGCCCGUGGACGAGGAGCUUGAGCUUGAGGAACUUCUGGAGCGGGAGAUGGGCGUGGCCAUGGAUGUUGACUCGGAGAGUUCCGUGAGUGAAGAGGAAUAAGUAAGGGGACUAUCGCUUGUCUGGUGUUUCCUGGACCUUGCGUUGAACGUACUAUAUCAUGUGGUGAUUGAUGAUCUUCGUCCAUGGCGUUUUGGUCUUGCGCUUUUACAGGUCACUCUCUGUGAAUCGGAGUAAGGCCUGUACAUGGGUGACUUGUACUUUCUCAUUUAUAUGCUGAAAGAACCCCAAUGGUGGAUUAUGAAAGCCG
Cryphonectria parasitica EP155 is the source of this 1610-nucleotide messenger RNA. RefSeq lists its product as uncharacterized. The record is from RefSeq and is a predicted model, not a curated record. The transcript is spliced from 2 exons. The coding region runs from base 182 to 1402 and encodes 406 amino acids. NCBI's taxonomy places the organism in Eukaryota, Fungi, Ascomycota, Sordariomycetes, Diaporthales, Cryphonectriaceae.